AAUUGUCAAAUGUCAAAGAAGAAUAAAUAACUCUAUAAACAUUAUUCACAACUACAGCAAUAUUUACGACUAUAAAGUAGUAGAAUUCAUGUGAUUCUAUGCUAAUUAGCCAAAGUUUUCAAGUCAUAUAAUUAGAAUAAAUUUUCUUAAUUAAGCAAUUAAAAGUCGUAAAGAUAGACUCAGUGUGGGGUUGGGCGUCGCCGCCCUUACGCCUUCAAUUGGCAUCUCACAUUAGGGCAACCUGCAGAAUGGGUGAGAUGUCGGUCGGCGAACGUCCACCUUCACCAGCGAGAUUGUCACAUACUUCCGAUAAACACCCCAAAAGCACACUAACCGAACUCAAUCUACUAAGGAGACACCGCGAGUUAUGCGAUGUCGUGUUAAAUGUGGGAAAUAGGAAAAUUUUCGCUCACCGGGUGAUACUGAGCGCUUGCAGUCCGUAUUUUAGGGCGAUGUUCACGGGUGAACUGGCGGAAUCCCGUCAGACUGAAGUAACAAUACGUGAUAUAGACGAAGUAGCUAUGGAUUUACUAAUAGACUUUUGCUAUACCUCUCAUAUUGUCGUCGAAGAGUCUAACGUCCAAACACUUCUACCGGCAGCUUGCCUGUUGCAAUUGACCGAAAUACAAGACAUCUGCUGUGAGUUUUUGAAACGACAGUUGGAUCCGUCGAAUUGUUUAGGCAUCAGGGCGUUUGCGGAUACGCACUCGUGCAGGGAGUUGCUUAGAAUCGCCGACAAAUUCACACAGCAUAACUUCCAAGAGGUUAUGGAGAGUGAGGAGUUUCUAUUGCUUCCCGUUAGUCAAUUAGUCGAUAUAAUAUCGAGCGACGAGUUAAACGUUCGAAGUGAAGAGCAGGUGUUUAACGCAGUAAUGUCGUGGGUCAAGUAUAACGUGUCCGAAAGGCGGCAGCACCUUCCACAAGUAUUACAGCACGUCAGGCUACCAUUACUCAGUCCUAAAUUCUUAGUAGGUACUGUUGGGUCGGAUUUGUUGGUGCGGUCCGAUGAAUCUUGCAGGGAUUUAGUGGAUGAAGCGAAAAAUUACCUGCUGCUACCUCAAGAGAGGCCCCUGAUGCAGGGACCCCGAACGAGGCCCCGUAAGCCAACUCGAAGGGGCGAGGUUCUGUUUGCUGUCGGCGGUUGGUGUAGUGGGGAUGCGAUAGCUUCAGUGGAAAAGUUUGAUCCGCAAACUAUGGAGUGGAAGAUGGUUGCUCCUAUGAGUAAACGGCGGUGUGGUGUCGGGGUUGCUGUGCUCAAUGAUCUUCUGUAUGCAGUUGGGGGGCACGACGGUCAAAGUUACUUGAACAGUAUAGAAAGAUACGAUCCGCAAACAGAUCAAUGGUCAUGUGAUGUUGCCCCAACUACCUCAUGUCGUACAAGUGUAGGUGUGGCAGUACUUGACAAUAUGCUGUAUGCUGUUGGAGGUCAGGAUGGAGUACAAUGCUUAAAUCAUGUUGAAAGGUAUGAUCCAAAAGAAAACAAGUGGAGUAAGGUAGCUCCUAUGACAACCCGUCGACUAGGAGUGGCGGUUGCAGUACUAGGGGGCUACCUGUACGCCAUAGGAGGCUCAGAUGGCCAGGCCCCACUAAACACAGUGGAACGUUACGAUCCUCGCCACAACAAAUGGGCGCCCGUUAGUCCGAUGUCCACCAGAAGAAAACACCUGGGCUGUGCUGUAUUUAACAACCUUAUAUACGCCGUGGGCGGACGAGAUGACUGUAUGGAGCUGUCAAGCGCGGAACGUUACAACCCGCACACAAAUACAUGGAGUCCAAUCGUUGCCAUGACCUCUAGGCGAAGUGGGGUUGGACUUGCGGUGGUUAACGGGCAGCUCUACGCUGUGGGCGGUUUCGACGGUACAGCGUACUUAAAAACAAUCGAAGUGUACGACACUGAACAAAAUCAGUGGCGUUUGUGUGGUGCUAUGAACUACAGGCGACUAGGUGGAGGUGUGGGAGUGAUGAGGGCGCCGCAGACUGAAAAUCGUAUUUGGUAAAAAUGGUAACACUUAGUCAGCUUCAAUUCUAUUGAUAAUGUGAUUAUUCUCGUUAAUGAUUAAUUUAUUUUAUAUGUACUUGGAGAAUUUUACUGCCGAAUCAAAGAAGAUAGUUAUUUUAGUUUUAAGUGUAAAUUGCAUUUUUUUUAUUCCAUUGUGGUACUCUGUAUGUGACUAGCAUAUUAUUAUUGUUAUUAAUGUCUAUUAGAAUAAAACCCAUUAAAUUGGU
This is a messenger RNA of Photinus pyralis (common eastern firefly), 2226 nucleotides long. It is a transcript of the gene dbo, whose product is annotated as kelch-like protein diablo. The transcript has 5 exons. Gene Ontology annotation, molecular function: protein binding. Bases 249 to 1997 code for a protein of 582 amino acids. Lineage: Eukaryota; Metazoa; Arthropoda; Insecta; Coleoptera; Lampyridae. The record is from RefSeq and is a predicted model, not a curated record.